Messenger RNA from Neurospora hispaniola, 6252 nucleotides. Its product is annotated as putative glutamate synthase. The record is from RefSeq and is a predicted model, not a curated record. Bases 96 to 6206 code for a protein of 2036 amino acids. NCBI's taxonomy places the organism in Eukaryota, Fungi, Ascomycota, Sordariomycetes, Sordariales, Sordariaceae. The transcript is spliced from 2 exons. Gene Ontology annotation, molecular function: glutamate synthase (NADH) activity; flavin adenine dinucleotide binding; FMN binding.
UACUUUGAACAAACGCUUAUCUGCCAUGCUACAGCCAUAUCAAGGGCAAGCCCAGUCACAAGAUUGUCAGCGAUGCACGAAACCUGCUCUGCAACAUGACCCAUCGUGGUGCCGUGGGCUCUGACGCACGCGAUGGCGAUGGUGCGGGUGUCAUGACAUCGAUCCCCCACAAGUUCUUCGUGAAGAACUUCGCGCGCGAUGUUGGAGUUACGCUUCCUCCACUCGGCCAGUAUGCUGUGGGAAACUUGUUCUUCAAACCCGAUCCAGAGACACUGCAGGAGUCGAAGCGGCAGUUGGAAGAGAUUGCCGAGUCGUUGGGCUUGAGAGUUCUAGGAUGGCGAGAGCCUCCCGUGGAUUCGACUUUGCUUGGCCCUGCUGCUCUUUCCCGAGAGCCUUCCAUUCUGCAGCCUUUCGUUGUGCUAGCGUCUGCUUACGGGCCCGGCAAUGAACCAGAAACAACUGAUCCCGAGAAGUUUGACGAGAGGCUGUUUGAGCGGCAGCUCUAUGUCCUCCGGAAGAGAGCUACACACACGAUUGGGCUGCAGAACUGGUUCUACAUCUGCUCCCUUUCCAACAAGAACAUUGUCUACAAGGGUCAGCUGGCGCCGAUUCAGGUUUACCAAUACUACAAUGAUUUGGUGAACUAUGACUAUGAGGCUCACUUUGCCUUGGUGCAUUCGCGUUUCUCCACCAACACCUUCCCCUCUUGGGAUCGUGCCCAGCCUCUCCGAUGGGCUGCUCACAACGGUGAAAUAAACACCCUUCGCGGCAACAAGAAUUGGAUGCGUGCCCGUGAGGGAGUCAUGCAGUCUGAUGUCUUUGGAGAUGAGCUGGAACUUCUCUACCCUAUUGUUGAGGCUGGCGGUUCCGACUCUGCUGCCUUCGAUAACGUGUUGGAGCUCCUCACCAUCAACGGCGUGCUCUCUCUUCCCGAGGCCGUGAUGCUGAUGGUGCCCGAGGCUUGGCAGGGAAACCAGAGCAUGGAUCCCAAGAAGGCCGCCUUCUAUGAGUGGGCAGCUUGCCAAAUGGAGCCCUGGGAUGGCCCUGCGCUCUUUACGUUCGCUGAUGGUCGUUUUUGCGGUGCCAACUUGGAUCGUAACGGUCUCAGACCUUGCCGUUAUUAUGUGAUGGACGACGAUCGCAUUAUCUGCGCGUCUGAGGUCGGCACUAUCCCCGUUGAGCCCGAGAAGAUCAUUCAGAAGGGCCGUCUCCAACCUGGCCGCAUGCUUCUCGUUGACACUCGCGCCGGUCGCAUCAUUGAUGAUUCCGAGUUGAAGGCUGCUGUCUCUAGCCGGGAGGACUUCAGGUCAUGGCUCGACAACGAACUCAUUACCAUGCCUCAGGUGCUCGAGACGCUUUCCGGGAGCCAGAGCAUUGAGCUUGCUGCCAAGCCUGAUGACACCAAGAUCCAGGAGGACCCCCUAUUGCACGCUUUUGGAUACACCUUUGAGCAGGUGAGCUUGCUGCUUGGCCCCAUGGCCUCGGAUGAAAAGGAGGCUCUUGGUUCCAUGGGUAACGAUGCUCCGCUUGCCUGUCUGUCCGAUGCUCCCAAGUUGCUGUACGAAUAUUUCCGUCAGCUGUUCGCUCAGGUCACCAACCCGCCCAUCGAUCCUAUCAGAGAGUCGAUUGUCAUGUCUCUUGAAUGCUACGUUGGUCCCCAGGGCAACCUUCUCGAGAUGGACUCGUCACAAUGUGGAAGACUCCUGCUUCCUAGCCCCAUCCUCUCCAUUCCUGAGUUCAAUGCACUCAAGAACAUGUCUACUAUCCAUCCCGAGUGGACUGUCAAGACCAUUGACUUGACAUUCCCCAAGAGGGAAGGCAUUGAGGGCUACAUUAGACACCUUGACUAUAUUUGUAUGGAGGCUACUGCCGCUAUUGAAGCUAGUGAUCGUAUCAUUGUGCUGUCUGACCGCAACACCUUCAAGGACCGUGUCGCUGUUUCUGCUCUCCUCGCUGGUGGCAUGGUUCACCAUCACCUUGUCAGCAACAAGUGGCGUGCAAUGGCAGCCAUUGUCGCUGAGACGGCCGAGGCUCGUGAGGUUCACCACAUGUGCGUCCUCCUUGGCUACGGUGUUGACGCCAUCAACCCCUACCUUGCCAUGGAGUGCAUCAUCAAGCUCAACAAGGAGAAGCUCAUCAAGAAGAAGCUGACUGAUGAUGAGCUGAUCUACAACUACAAGCACUCCUGUGAUGGUGGUAUCCUCAAGGUCAUGAGCAAAAUGGGUAUCUCUACCUUGGCCAGUUAUAAAGGUGCCCAGAUCUUUGAGGCCUUGGGUGUCGAUGACAGCGUGGUUGAGCGCUGCUUCAAAGGUACUGCCUCCCGUAUCAAGGGUAUUACUUUUGAACUUAUCGCUGAGGAUGCCUUCCGUUUGCACGAGCGCGGUUUCCCGUCGCGUUAUACCGUUGCUGUUCCUGGACUUCCCGAGUCUGGUGAGUACCACUGGCGUGACAAUGGCGAGGCACAUGUCAACGAUCCUACUUCUAUUGCAAACAUCCAGGAUGCCGUCCGUACCAAGAACGACAAGUCUUACGAGGCCUACUCACUCUCCGAGUACGAGCAGAUCAAAUCUUGCACGCUUCGUGGUAUGCUUGACUUCAACUUUGAUGACUGCUCUCCUAUCCCUAUCGACCAGGUUGAGCCUUGGACCGAGAUUGUUCGCCGAUUCUGCACUGGUGCUAUGUCGUAUGGUUCUAUCUCCCUCGAAUCUCACUCUACCCUGGCCGUUGCCAUGAACAGGCUUGGUGGCAAGUCCAACACCGGUGAAGGUGGUGAGGAUCCUGAACGGUCCCAAAGGCUGCCGAACGGCGAUACCAUGCGCUCAGCCAUCAAACAGGUGGCCUCAGGUCGCUUUGGUGUUACAUCUGCUUAUCUGGCCGACUCUGACGAACUUCAGAUCAAGAUGGCACAGGGUGCCAAGCCUGGUGAGGGUGGUGAGCUUCCUGGCCACAAGGUUUCCAAGUCCAUUGCCCGCACUCGUCACUCUACCCCUGGCGUCGGCCUCAUCUCGCCACCUCCUCAUCACGAUAUCUACUCGAUCGAAGACUUGAAGCAGCUCAUUUAUGACCUUAAAUGCUCGAGUCCUCGUUCUCGCGUUUCCGUCAAGCUUGUGUCUGAGACUGGCGUUGGUAUCGUCGCCUCGGGUGUCGCUAAGGCUAAGGCAGACCACAUUCUCAUCUCUGGCCAUGACGGUGGCACUGGUGCUUCCCGCUGGACUGGUAUCAAGUACGCCGGUCUCCCCUGGGAGUUGGGUCUUGCUGAGACUCAUCAGACCUUGGUGCUUAACGACCUGCGUGGGCGCGUUGUCGUUCAGACUGAUGGUCAGCUCCGUACCGGCCGUGAUGUCGCCAUUGCUUGCUUGCUGGGCGCUGAAGAGUGGGGAUUUGCGACCACUCCUCUCAUUGCCAUGGGCUGCAUCAUGAUGCGCAAGUGCCAUUUGAAUACCUGCCCUGUUGGUAUUGCCACUCAGGACCCUGAGCUUCGGAAGAAGUUCACUGGUACGCCUGAGCAUGUGAUCAACUUCUUCUACUACGUAGCGAACGAGCUCCGUGCUAUCAUGGCCAGGCUUGGUUUCCGCACCAUCAAUGAGAUGGUUGGUCAUGUUGAGGUGCUCAAGGUCCGCGAGGAUCUCAGGACCAAGAAGACCUCCAACAUUGACCUAUCUCUCAUCUUGACUCCCGCCCAUAAACUCCGUCCCGGAGUGGCAACUUUCAAUGUCCGCAAGCAGGAUCACAAGCUUUACGUUCGCUUGGACAACAAGCUUAUUACUGAGGCUGAGUUGACCCUUGAUAAGGGACUGCCUUCACGUAUUGAGUGUGACAUCGUUAACACUGACCGCGCCAUGGGCACUUCACUGUCCUACCAAAUUUCCAAACGCUAUGGCGAGAAGGGACUGCCUGAUGAUACUGUCCAUGUCAAUAUUAAGGGUUCUGCGGGCCAGUCCUUCGGUGCUUUCCUUGCUCCGGGUGUCACGCUCGAGUUGGAGGGCGAUGCCAACGAUUACGUUGGCAAGGGCUUGUCCGGUGGUAGACUGAUUGUCUACCCCCCUCGUUCCGCUGUAUUCAAGGCUGAGGAGAACAUUAUCGUUGGUAACGUGUGCUUGUACGGAGCCACUAGCGGUACCUGCUUCUUCCGCGGCGUUGCAGCUGAGCGUUUCGCUGUACGCAACUCUGGUGCCACCGCCGUUGUUGAGGGUGUCGGUGAUCACGGCUGCGAGUACAUGACUGGUGGUCGGGUCGUGAUCCUGGGAAGCACUGGCCGUAACUUUGCUGCUGGUAUGUCUGGUGGAAUCGCCUACAUCUUGGAUAUUCAGGGCGACUUCUUGACCAAGCUCAACACCGAGAUGGUUGAAGCCAGCACUCUUGAGGAGGCGGAGCCUGAAGAGAUCGCAUUCAUCCGCAGUCUCGUUGAGGAUCAUCACCACUACACUGGUUCCGAGCUUGCUGCUCGUAUUCUGGUUGACUUCUCCCGUGCCCUCAAGCGCUUCAUCAAGGUACUACCCGUCGACUACAAGCGCGUACUGGAGGAGGAGAAGGCCAAGGCUGUGAAGCAGGCCGCCGAGACCAAGCGGGCUGAGUACAGCCUUCCUGCGGCUGCGAGAAAGGAGAAGGAUCCUCAUGCGCCCAAGCUUCAGGAUAUCGAGGAGAGUAUUACUGAUAACGCUAUCAGCAAGAAGAAGGCCCUCGUAUUGGACAAGACGCGCGGUUUCAUGAAGUAUCAGCGUCGCGCUGAGAAGUACCGGAAGCCCGCGACUCGUGUUAAGGAUUGGGCUGAACUGUCUCAGCGUCUUGAUGAGGACGAACUCAAGUACCAGUCUGCCCGUUGCAUGGACUGCGGUGUUCCCUUCUGCCAAUCCGAUAGCGGCUGCCCAAUUUCCAACAUCAUCCCCAAGUGGAAUGAGCUGGUCUUCCAGGGUCAGUGGCGAGAUGCAUUGAACCGCCUGUUAAUGACCAACAACUUCCCCGAGUUUACUGGUCGCGUUUGCCCUGCUCCCUGCGAGGGUGCUUGCGUUUUGGGCAUCAACGAGCAGCCUGUUGGUAUCAAGUCGAUUGAGUGCGCCAUCAUUGACCGUGGUUUCGAGAUGGGAUGGAUGGUACCGGAGCCCCCUAAGAUUCGCACAGGCAAGAACGUUGCCAUCAUUGGAUCUGGUCCCGCUGGUCUCGCUGCCGCCGACCAGCUGAACAAGGCUGGUCACAACGUUACUGUGUAUGAGCGCGCCGACCGUCUUGGUGGUCUGCUCAUGUAUGGCAUUCCCAACAUGAAAUUGGACAAGCGCAUCGUCAAGAGACGUACUGAUUUCAUGGCUGCUGAGGGUGUCCAGUUCAAGACUGGCGUUGCGAUUGGCGAGGAUAUGACACUCACGGACCUCAAGAAGCAGAAUGAUGCUGUCAUCAUUGCUACCGGUGCCACUGUCGCCCGCGACCUUCCUAUCAAGAACCGCAAUCUUGAGGGCAUCCAUUUCGCUAUGGAGUUCCUGCACAAGAACACCAAGUCUCUUCUUGAUUCCGAACUGGCCGACGGUUCCUACAUCUCCGCCAAAGAUAAGCAUGUCAUUGUUAUUGGUGGUGGUGAUACCGGUAACGACUGCAUUGGUACCUCUGUCCGCCACGGUGCCAAGUCGGUCAUUAACUUUGAGCUUCUCCCCAAGCCUCCUCCGGCUCGCGGCCGCGACAACCCGUGGCCGCAGUGGCCCCGCGUCUACCGCGUGGACUACGGCCACGAUGAGGUCAAGCAGCACACGGGCAAGGAUCCUCGUGAAUACUGCAUCAUGUCGGAGGAGUUUGUCGAUGACGGCAACGGAAAGGUGAGGGGUAUCAACACGAUCCGCGUGGAGUGGACCAAGUCUGCCAGCGGCGGUUGGGACAUGAAGAAGAUCGAGGGCUCGCAGCAGUUCUUCCCUGCCGAUCUUGUCCUGCUGUCCAUGGGCUUUUUGGGACCUGAGGCUCGUGUGCUCGGCGAUGAAAUCGAGAAGGAUCCUCGCAAGAACGUAAAGACUCCUCCCGGCAAGUAUAGCACCAACGUCGAGGGCGUGUUCGCUGCCGGUGAUUGCCGUCGUGGACAGUCGCUCAUCGUCUGGGGUAUCAACGAAGGUCGCCAGGCUGCUCGCGAGGUGGAUCUCUACCUCGAGAAGAGCACAUGUUUGCCUGUUACUGGUGGUAUCGUCAAGCGCACCGCUGAGGAGGUGUUCGCCGCUGCCGCCGCAGCUUGAAUGGUGACGGGGAAUGUCAUGAUAUCAGGAAGAGGAUACGGUUGGG